Molecule: messenger RNA, 2366 nt
Organism: Struthio camelus australis
Lineage: Eukaryota; Metazoa; Chordata; Aves; Struthioniformes; Struthionidae
Source: RefSeq, a predicted model, not a curated record
AUGAAGUCCCGUCCCAUGGGGUUGUGGGGCUCCCUCGUGGGCUAUAGGGGUCCCCAUCCCCGCGCUGAGCCCCGUGCCUCCCCCAGCAGCCCCUACCGGGCCGGGGCCCGCGUCCAGCCCGUCGACGGCGGGCAGAGCGAGGAGGUCUACGAGCCGGCCACAGGUCGAGUGAUAAGCAAGCUUCUCUGCUCUGGGGAGAAGGAGGUCGAUCUGGCUGUGCAGAGCGCAAAGGCUGCCUUUAAAGUAUGGAGUCAGAUGUCAGGCAUGGAGCGGAGCAGGGUGCUGCUGGAGGCUGCCAGAAUUAUUCAGGAGCAGAGGGAAGAAAUUGCCACCUUGGAAACCAUCAACAAUGGGAAAUCCAUCUUUGAAGCCAGAGUGGACAUUGACGUAUCUUGGCAGUGCUUGGAGUAUUAUGCAGGACUGGCAGGAUCUCUAGCUGGUGAACACAUCCAACUUUCUGGGGGAUCCUUUGGAUACACAAGGAGAGAGCCACUUGGCGUGUGUGUUGGGAUUGGAGCCUGGAAUUACCCUUUCCAGAUUGCCUGUUGGAAAUCUGCCCCAGCCUUGGCGUGUGGUAAUGCUAUGGUCUUCAAGCCCUCUCCCUUUACCCCCAUUUCGGUGGUGAGGUUGGCAGAGAUCUUCACAGAGGCUGGUGUGCCCAAAGGGCUCUUCAACGUGGUGCAGGGCGGAGUGGCCACUGGCCAGUUCCUCUGUCAACAUCCAGAUGUGGCCAAAAUCUCUUUCACUGGUAGUGUGCCAACUGGCACCAAGAUCAUGGAGAUGGCAGCUAAAGGGAUCAAACCAGUCACCCUGGAACUAGGAGGCAAAUCGCCCCUCAUCAUCUUUUCGGAUAGCGUCCUGGAGAACGCGGUGAACGGAGCCCUCAUGGCCAACUUCCUCACGCAGGGCGAGGUAUGCUGUAACGGCACGCGGGUGUUCGUGCAGAGGGAAAUACUGGAUGCCUUCACAGAGGAGGUGGUGAAACGCACCCAGAAAAUCAAAGUUGGAGACCCACUCCUGGAGGAUACACGGAUGGGAGCCCUCAUCAACCGGCCGCACCUGGACCGCGUCCAGGGCUUUAUCAAGCAGGCAAAGGAGCAGGGGGCAAAGGUGCUGUGUGGUGGGGACCUGUAUGUACCGGAUGACCCAAAGCUGAAGAACGGCUACUACAUGCAACCCUGUGUGUUAGGGAACUGCACAGAUGACAUGACAUGUGUGAAGGAAGAGAUCUUUGGUCCUGUCAUGUCAAUCCUGCCAUUUGACACGGAGGAGGAGGUUGUGGAGAGAGCCAACAACACCAAAUUUGGCCUGGCAGGUGGUGUCUUCACCAGGGAUAUCCAGAAAGCUCACAGGGUAGUGGCUGCUCUCAAGGCUGGAAUGUGCUUCAUUAACAACUACAACAUCAGCCCUGUGGAACUGCCUUUCGGAGGAUACAAGUCAUCAGGAUUUGGCAGAGAGAAUGGGCGGGCAGCCAUCGAGUAUUACUCGCAGCUGAAGACUGUCUGUGUGGAGAUGGGUGAUGUGGAAUCUGUAUUUUAGUGGCUCUGGGGCCUCUCGAGGGAGCAUCAGUCGGUUCUUGCCUGUCAACUAGAGAUGCAGAUCAUUUACACAGCAAUAAAGCAGCGCUCUAAAAUUGUAAGUGCCUCGGGGUGGGGGGCAGAGUUGGAGCCGCAUUUUGCCACUCUGAUCUUGCAAGGAGGAAUGUAUACAUGGGGCUCAGUCUGUGGGAACCUCAAACUAGGAGGCAGCAGUGUGUCUUUCAUCAGUAGCAUGUGCUGCUAAUAAAGCAUUCUGACAGGCUUUUCAAGGGCAGAGACCUAGCCCAGGCUGCUCCCUGUGCUGUGUGCUGUCAACCCCAUUGUCCUCCACCCUCAGUCAACUUUGGUUUUGGCAUCUUAACAGGUAUCACCCUACUCAAUGCACAUGUAAGCUCUUGGACACAUUGACAUCCCAUAGCUAUAGGCCCUGUCUCUUCCCUGAUGAGAUAAAAGCCUUAAGGGUGGGACUGUUUUGUUUUAUCCCCUUAGCCCACUUAUGAGCCAAACUUCUGUGUGUUUUUUUUUUUUUUUCUCUACCUGUGUCUCACCUCCAAGGUGAGGCAGGAUAUAGGGGGGAUGGUCAGCUGAUGCUUUUUGGGACAGCCGUGGCCACGCAGACUGGCUCCACACACAUACUAAGGACAGAGUACAGCAGGAGUGGUAGCAGGCUCUAACAUAGGUGAUAGAUCACUGCCUGUCUUCAGAGACAGCUAUUUGACUCCCUUUCUAAAGGCUUAUUGUUCUUUAUAAUCAUGAUUAAGCAACUUUAUACAUUUGUCUACAUCUUUUUUUAGCAAUCAAAUAAAUAUUAAUUCUGCUUGAAACAUC